Volvox carteri f. nagariensis is the source of this 2451-nucleotide messenger RNA. RefSeq lists its product as uncharacterized. The coding region runs from base 1 to 2451 and encodes 816 amino acids. NCBI's taxonomy places the organism in Eukaryota, Viridiplantae, Chlorophyta, Chlorophyceae, Chlamydomonadales, Volvocaceae. The transcript has 15 exons. The record is from RefSeq and is a predicted model, not a curated record.
AUGUUAUUCAAUCUGAACACGAAACUACGGGACGAAACAGCAAAGAUCACCUUGCUGCUGGUCGAAUUGGCCGAGGGGCGGGAGGCGUGCCGCGGCGUCGUGGAUGCAAAAGAUCGGUCAGGUGAAGAACUGUUGCAGCGGCAGUUUGCAGUCGUCCGCAGCGGUCACGGCCAAGGUCACGCUGCACCAAUCAGCUCGCACAGGAAGGACUCGGUCGCAGUAAGGAUGCAACGGGUAGAUUUUCAGCGGACAAAAAGAGAUAAAGCGCAUUGGGCUUUUAGCUGCCGUUGCUUUGACUAUUACCAAGAGUAUGCCCAAAAAUCUGCCCGGCUUCAUGAGGGCAUGCGCAUCAUAGCAAAAGUCCAGGGACUCAAGGAAAAUGCCCUGGCUCCAGAGCAGAAGCCUGAGAAACUCCAACGAUUGGUUGAGCUUGCCAAAGAUAUCAAGAGCAGGGCUCAAAAGGAGCCUGAAGCAGUUGCUAUCGCGAUCUCAGUAGCAACUGGCAUGCUCCCUCCUGUUCCGCUGGAGCGGGCUCUAAGGGUAAUGAAAGACCUCCCAGCCGCAGCUCAAGAGCAUCUGCCAGCUGCAACUGACCUGCUUGCGUCUAUCCGUGAGCUGGGCACAGCCGCGGAGUGCCUUGAGCAUCCAAACACGCCACAUGGAUCCCCGCGGCGCCUUUCGUACCUAAUUGCGGCAAACCUUUAUGAGUGCGAGGCUAUUAUGCCGUUUUGGAUUCUCGAGGUCCUACGCCUGGCGCUUAUGCUCAGGAAUGACCAGUAUCUUCAACUUGCGUACUUCAACAAUGACACGAAACCGGCCUUCACUUCUUCGGUCAGCAUUUCCAUUUACGAGAGUGGCAGCAAGGACACCACAACAACUUGGCUCCGGAUUGCAGAGGCGCUUUGGACUGCGGCUGGCAUCCCAAACACGGUCGUCAUUAAUGGCCUGUUGACUCGCCAGACUCUCAUGGACCCGUAUUCGGGGGCGUUCUACAAGCAGCAUCGUAUUGAGUACUUGGCUUCACUCCGAAACGCCGCGCUAGAACCCGUGUACCAAAGCCCGGAAGGAACCUACAACUUCGUGAUCUUCAUUAAUGAUGCGUUUGAGGCCGACAUCGGAUGCGGGUUGGAUUUUGAGGUUUGGAUUGGCAACAAGAAGGGCCGUGUCAGCGGUGUCACGCAGCGUUUCUUGCGCCGGCGCCUGAUGAGCGGGGAGUCCGAUCAGGCGGCAAGUACGAUUUCCGGAUCUACUGCUAUUCCCGGGAUCACCUGGCAAACCGCGAUAGAGCACAUGUCUAAAGUACACGUCGAGGAGGCAGCGCGCCAGGCUGCUGCCGACUCUCGGGUGCAGGCUGCACCAAUCAAGCCUCGUUACGAGUUCUAUGAUACGUGGGUCUCUCGCGACGUUGGUGGAGCUCCGUACGUGAAAACGGACCCAAUUGCCCGAGACUUCCGUACAAUCGACCUUCUGCAUCGUGGAUUGCCCUUCCCGGUCAAGUGCUGCUGGAAUGGUAUGGUGAUCCUGAAUGCCACCCAUCUGGCGCGAGGCUUGAGGUUCCGUGCAUCUCUGACGGCCGAGGGCGAAUACGACAUUAGCGAGUGCUCUCUGUUCUGCGAGGACUACCGUCGACUUGGCGCUACGGACGUUGUUGUCGACCCAUCCGUACGCGUAUCGUACCUUGUCUGGACUAAGGACUUCCACGGGAAGCUUCCAGGCGGUGUUGGCGCCAAGGUCCCCUGGGCUCUCCUGGCACGCAGCGGCGCUUUUGAUGAGCUGAAGAAACUUUUUAAGGAGACGAAGAGCGACAUGAAAAUGACAUGGGUGCCCCUGAGUAAGUCCCUUUUUUGUGUAGUUCUUCUGGUAGGCAGUUUCCUGCGCGUAAACCUUACGUUAUUCCCGUAUCCUGCACCUUGUCGGAAAUUCGCUGAAGAGGCCGAUCUGGACAAGGGGCGGGUGAUUGACCUCGCCUCCGUCAACUAUACGGGGAUUUUCUUGGACCGCUUGAAGAACCCGCCGCCACCUCCGCCAAAGCCGCCAACGUGCAACCUCAUUAUGGGGCCCUACGGUUCAACGGCUGAUGGCCACCUCUUUGACGAUCUUGCCAUGUCAGCCUUUGGGCAAAAUCCCAUCACCAAGAUUAGAUACAGUAACACGACGGCGAUGGAAAGCCUGCAGGUGGAAUACGCCUCAAGGCCUGGGCUUAUACGUGGGGUCCAGAACAAUACCGUCGACGUGGCCUUUGCCAGUGGCGAGGCAAUCGACCGCGCCAUUGUCUUCUUCACCUUUAAGGAGGUAAAGGGCAUGAUUUUUACCACCAGCACGGGACGGAACGUUUCCCUUGGUGUCACGGAUGGGGAGGAAGCUGGGAAAUACCGGCUAAUCUCCUUCGCUGGGACGGCGGAUAAGACGUUGCGAUCCGUGUCCUUGGUGUGGGCUUCGAAACAUCAGUGA